Helobdella robusta is the source of this 687-nucleotide messenger RNA. RefSeq lists its product as hypothetical. Gene Ontology annotation, biological process: cytoplasmic translation; ribosomal large subunit assembly. Bases 1 to 687 code for a protein of 228 amino acids. The transcript is spliced from 4 exons. NCBI's taxonomy places the organism in Eukaryota, Metazoa, Annelida, Clitellata, Rhynchobdellida, Glossiphoniidae. Gene Ontology annotation, cellular component: ribosome; cytosolic large ribosomal subunit. The record is from RefSeq and is a predicted model, not a curated record. Gene Ontology annotation, molecular function: structural constituent of ribosome; RNA binding.
AUGGUUGACACGAAAAAAACAAAAAAGGCGGCUAGGCCGGUCACCGUUCUCCCACUCACGAAACCUCGCAAGAAAGUAGCUCACGUUGUUGAAAAACAAGUCAACGGGGACAAGAAUGGAGGCAAAAGAUUGGUGGUUGUACGAAGACAGCCAAGGUAUUUGAACACUCAGGACAAGCCAUGGAGAAUGAGAUCCCACAAGAAACCGUUCUCUCAACAUAAACGUUACUUGAGAAGUUCGAUUACUCCAGGAACUGUUCUCAUCAUGGUUGCUGGUCGUCAUAAGGGAAAAAGAGUUGUGUUCUUGAAGCAGCUUAAAUCUGGAUUGCUCUUAGUUACUGGACCAUACCAUUUAAAUGGGUGCCCCUUGAGAAGAAUCAACCAGAUUUAUGUAAUCGCCACAAAAACCAAGUUGGAUAUUAGUGCAGUUAAAAUUCCUGAGCGAUUAACUGAUGAUUAUUUCAAGAGGAAGACACUGAAAAGACCGAAGCACACUGAGGGUGAAAUUUUUGACACCAAGAAGGAGAAAUAUGCGGUGACAGAGGAAAGAAAGAAGGAUCAGGUUGAUGUCGAUGGGCAGAUCUUACAGGUUGUCAGGAACCAUCCUGACAAAAAAUUCCUUUUUGGAUACCUUGGUUCACUUUUUUCAUUGAAGAAUGGUGAAUAUCCACACAAACUCAUCUUCUAA